AUGGCCCCUCGUAUCCCAGCCGCCAAGUCCACCGAGACCCUUUGCUACGGCGUUGCCACGGUCGGCGCCUUCCUUCCCAUCUACCUCAUGCUUCCCGGUGCCGAGCAGCGUCUCGCCUCUCAGACAACAAAAUGGGCCCCUCGCUGGGAGCGGAAUCUCUCCUACUUCACACCAGCCGCCGAGAGGGGCAUCAAGCGUGUCGAGCCUCCCGUGUCUAACAUGGUUCGUCGUAUCGACAACCGGCUGCCCCUUGAGCGCAUUGCCAAGGGCCUCGACAAGCGUAUCAAGAACGGCAUCGACCGAUUCAACGUCCCCAAGUAA
This is a messenger RNA of Colletotrichum graminicola M1.001, 321 nucleotides long. RefSeq lists its product as uncharacterized. The transcript has a single exon. The record is from RefSeq and is a predicted model, not a curated record. NCBI's taxonomy places the organism in Eukaryota, Fungi, Ascomycota, Sordariomycetes, Glomerellales, Glomerellaceae. The coding region runs from base 1 to 321 and encodes 106 amino acids.